Solea solea (common sole) is the source of this 2599-nucleotide messenger RNA. RefSeq names its product secreted frizzled-related protein 5 (gene sfrp5). The record is from RefSeq and is a predicted model, not a curated record. Gene Ontology annotation, molecular function: Wnt-protein binding. Bases 447 to 1406 code for a protein of 319 amino acids. Gene Ontology annotation, biological process: canonical Wnt signaling pathway; negative regulation of canonical Wnt signaling pathway; non-canonical Wnt signaling pathway. The transcript is spliced from 3 exons. NCBI's taxonomy places the organism in Eukaryota, Metazoa, Chordata, Actinopteri, Pleuronectiformes, Soleidae.
CAAGGUGCUCCUUAUUACAGCUGCAGAGUGAUAGACAGAGCAGGGGAAGGCUGGAGACAGUUCCAACAGAGGAAGAGGAAAGGAACUAGAGAAAUUGUGCACAGGGAAAGUUAGAAAGAAAAAAAAGCAGUCCUACUUGUGUGCUCACCUUUCCUUGAGUGCAACUUCCCCACUCCACUACCUGAGGCACACAUACACAUACACACAUACACGUGUGGAGGUGUUUUAGGGAGGUUAACAGCGCUGACUCUCCAGGGAAAGAGGGAAUUAAAUUAAACAGUUUGGUUUUCAAUCUGCCGCAUCCAUACUCGGGAGAAAAAAAGGGAUUACAGCUUGUAAGCCAGCCCCACUCAUUUCUUUCUUCUCUCUGCAUUUUGUUGUCACUGAGUCACUUUGGAGAUUUUGGAUACAACCUUCGUAAAUUGUUUGUCCGAGCUCAGAGAGGCAUGGCACACGGACAAAAGAGCCACAGGUGGGCAUUAACCCAGGGCUCCUUCAGCUUGGCACUGGGCCUGACGCUCCUCUCCCUCUCGCUCCUCACCGUCUCAGCCGCAGACGAGUACGACUACUACAGCUGGCAGGCGGACAACUUCCACAACGGCCGUUUCUACACCAAGCAGCCCCAGUGUGUGGACAUACCUGCUGACCUGCGUCUGUGCCACAAUGUGGGCUACAAGAAGAUGAGGCUGCCCAACCUCCUGGACCACGAGACCAUGCCAGAAGUCAAGCAGCAGGCGGGGAGUUGGGUGCCCCUUCUGGCCAAAAGGUGCCAUGCUGACACCCAGGUUUUCCUGUGCUCCCUGUUUGCACCAGUGUGCCUCGACAGACCCAUCUACCCCUGCCGCUCACUGUGUGAGGCCGUGAGAGACAGUUGUGCUCCAGUGAUGGAGACCUAUGGCUUUCCCUGGCCAGAGAUGCUGACCUGUGAUAAGUUCCCCAUUGAUAACGACCUCUGCAUCCCCAUGCAGUUCACUGGGAACCAAGCAACACAGCCACCAGUGUCGAAGGUGUGCCCUCCAUGUGACAAUGAGAUGAAAGCAGACAACAUAAUGGAGCAUUACUGCGCAAGUGACUUUGCCCUCAAGAUGAAAAUUAAGGAGGUGAAGAAGGAGAAGGGAGACCGGAAGCUGAUUGCAGCCCAAAAGAAAAAGAGAGUGUUGAAGCAGGGCAUGCUGAGGAAGAAGGACCUGAAGAAACUGACCCUGUACAUUAAGAAUGGCGCCAACUGCCCGUGCUCACAGCUCGACAGCCUGAACUCAAACUUCCUCAUCAUGGGCCGGAAGGUGGACCAGCAACUGCUGCUCAUGUCCAUUCACAAGUGGGACAAGAAGAGCAAGGAGCUCAAGUUUGCCAUCAAGUACAUGAAGUCCCAUCAGUGUCCCACCUACCACACCGUCUUCCAGUGACACGGCAAACACUCUUCACACUCCACCCUGUUCCACAUUAAUCCUUAUUCUUUUUCCACUAAUGCAUCCCCCCCCCCAGCAAAAUGUUUAAGCAGCCCGUGACAUGGUCCUACAGGGACAGUGGAGCUUUUUUUUCCUGAGCUUCGUCAGGUAGUCAAAGGGGGGGAGUUUUUAUCCGCUCAGAUGAAUCAGAGAUAUUACAUAUUAAUGAUGGAGAAGCUAUGAUGUCUUCAUUCUCCCUCUGAAUAAAUAAAAGCCCCCCCCCCACACACAAAAAAACACAUUUAUAAGAAUUAGGAAGAAAAAGAAACAUACAGGAUCUUUGUAGAAUCCUUAAGAUUUCUCCUUUCCUUUUCUAAUAUAGCAGAUCCAAUCAUUUGUACAGUAUAUCUUACAUCUUUAUCAAUACAGCAGCAGCAUUGAGAGGCAGGAAUCUAAAAAUGUGAGGUAACUAUUGGAAGUACAAGUUUGUUAACGUGAUGAGUAUAGGCAGACAAAACUGAAAGAGAAGACAGGGUUUGUUUCUGUAUCACUACAGUGCAGCAGGUGGGCACAGAGCUCCCAGGAACAACAUCAAAGCAGAGAUGAUCCACUUUAAAACUGUAUGAUUUAAUAAUGUAAAAAGUAGGUGAUUCAGAACAAUAAUAGAUCAUAAGAAAACAGGCUUUUUUCCCCCUUUUAUUCCUGCUGGGAAAGAAGACAACGGAUGGAACGAGAAAGACCGGCAGGCUGGAUGAUGCUUUCACUGACUUUGUACAGCACCGUUUGUUUUGUUUUUUUGUGGCCUGAAAGAGGGUAACUUGAAUAUUUGUUUUGUAUUUUGAAGUGGUGAGAGAAGGAGGUCACGGCAGAGAAGACGUCUUCCUUAAAACGAGUUGAAAAUACGAGCGGAUGAAAGAGAGAAAGAGACUCUGGACAGAACCAACAAUGUUGGCAUGAUAAGUCUCUGGUCUUCACUAUUUUUCCACUAUCACUCUUCAAAUGUCUCUUUUUUUGUACUUGUAGAUUUUUUUUUAUUAUUUUUAUUUACUUCAGUUAAACUUUUACGGUAUGAAAACAGAAAUCAUACAUACAUAACACCUAAAUUCAUUAUUGCCAUAGAAAUAAAAAAAAGAAAAGAAAAAGAAAAUUUGACUUUCUCUAAUCAGUUAACCUGUGAGUAGAUUUGUUACUUAAAUGCAUCUUUGUUUCAC